This is a messenger RNA of Lingula anatina, 1278 nucleotides long. RefSeq names its product glycine receptor subunit alpha-2-like. Gene Ontology annotation, biological process: monoatomic ion transmembrane transport. NCBI's taxonomy places the organism in Eukaryota, Metazoa, Brachiopoda, Lingulata, Lingulida, Lingulidae. Gene Ontology annotation, molecular function: extracellular ligand-gated monoatomic ion channel activity; transmembrane signaling receptor activity. Gene Ontology annotation, cellular component: membrane. The record is from RefSeq and is a predicted model, not a curated record.
AUGUCGAUGAACGAUGGAACAUCAAGCACCUCUGCUUCGGUUAGCAACUCAUCUGGAAACAACACAGCGGAUAACUAUAGUGAUGAUUAUGACGUUUAUGAUUAUCAUUAUGAGUAUACAUGGAGCUUCGAAGAAGAAAAAAAUAACAUUCUGAGUAGAUUGGAACAUGAUUACGAUUCCCAAAGGAGACCGUAUAUGACGAGUGGUGUCUCAGAUAAUGUUACCGUUGGGAUUACGAUUGAUACCUUCAGUGAUAUAAGUAUUACGAACAUGGAUUUUACGGUCGGGAUAUACCUACUACAGAGCUGGCGUGAACCUCGACUGGCUUCCGCAGACCGACACAGCCAACCCAUAUUUCUAACCUUUGGGGAGAUUUUUUCAAAAGCGUGGAUGCCAGAUUUGUAUUUCUUGAAGGAGAAAAAAGCAAAGCGGCACAGCAUUACAUAUCCCAACGUGAUGUUACAGAUCAAUCCAGACGGAAGGAUGGUGUAUUCCCAAAGACUCUCUUUGACCAUUGGCUGCCAGUACAAUUUCCUGAGGUUCCCCAUGGACACCCAGUUCUGCAAAAUUCAAAUGUCUAGUUAUGCUUACACAGUGGAAUCUCUACAACUGCUCUGGGACGAAAAAGAACCCAUACGUUUCAGUAAAAGUGAUCUUAAUUUUCCGGAGUUCGAACUUGUGGAUAUAGAAACCGAUUCCGGUCUUAUUUUGGAUAAACGAGGCAACUACUCCGUAUUGACCGUAAAUGUUCUCUUCUCCCGGGAUCUGCGCCCCUAUCUUCUGAAUGUCUACAUCCCAAGCAUUGUCGUGGUUUUCCUGGCUUUCAUGAGUAUGUGGAUUGACCCACGGGCAGUUCCAGCUCGAGUGACCAUAGGGGUCAUCACUGUGCUGACCACUAUGACACAGAGCGUCAACACCCAGCAAGGAUUGCCAAAGGUGUCCUACGUCAAGGCCGUGGACGUGUGGCUCGCUACCUGCCUCGUUUUCGUGGUGGGGGCCAUGUUUGAAUAUGCCUUGGUCAAUGUUAUGAUUCAAAGGCUGGAUGACCGAAAGGACAGGGGAGAGAUCGUCGACGUCAAACCAGCGCUGAAUAGCAUCAGUCCUUUAUCUUCGGACGCCAAAUACCUGGCCAGUACGCCGAAACAGAUCUACUGGAAUCCAGCAAAGGUAGACAGCAUAGGGAGGGCGCUGUUCUUUCUCUGCUUUGCAUUGUUCAAUAUCAUUUACUGGACUGUGUAUCUCAGCCUUUCAAUGGAAGAUCGGAAACCGCAGAAAUAG